Messenger RNA from Diabrotica balteata, 1618 nucleotides. The record is from the annotation of a GenBank genome assembly. Lineage: Eukaryota; Metazoa; Arthropoda; Insecta; Coleoptera; Chrysomelidae.
UUUAGUUUGGAAAAUGGCGUAUUAGGGACAAACGACAAGGGAAUGAAAUUGGUAUAACUUAAUUCAGAUAAAUAACAAGGAGUUAUAAAAAGUUGGAUUAUACCUUAGGUUGUGAAAGGUUCAUUAUAUAUUUGUUAAAAAUGUCGGAUAAUGAGGAUGAUUUUAUGUGUGAUGAUGAAGAAGAUUAUGGUUUGGAAUAUUCUGAAGAUAGUAAUUCAGAACCAGAUGUGGAUUUAGAAAAUCAAUACUACAACAGCAAGGCCCUCAAAGAAGAUGAACCAUCAGCAGCUUUAGCCUCAUUUCAAAAAGUAUUGGAUUUAGAGAGUGGAGAAAAAGGAGAAUGGGGUUUUAAGGCCUUAAAACAGAUGAUCAAAAUUAACUUUAAAUUGGGUAACUUUGAAGAGAUGAUGACAAGAUACAAGCAGUUGCUCACAUACAUUAAAAGUGCUGUAACCAGAAAUCAUAGUGAAAAAUCAAUUAACUCUAUUUUAGAUUACAUUUCAACAUCUCGCAAUAUGGAACUCCUACAAAAUUUUUAUGAGACAACCUUAGAAGCUCUGAAAGAUGCCAAAAAUGACAGACUGUGGUUUAAAACAAAUACAAAAUUGGGCAAGUUAUAUUAUGAUCGUGAGGAUUUUAUUAAAUUGGCAAAAAUACUAAAACAGUUACAUCAGUCAUGUCAAACUGAUGAUGGAGAAGAUGAUCUUAAGAAAGGCACACAAUUACUGGAAAUUUAUGCACUAGAAAUCCAGAUGUAUACAGCUCAGAAAAAUAAUAAGAAACUUAAGAUGCUAUAUGAGCAGUCUUUGCAUAUUAAAUCUGCAAUACCUCAUCCUUUGAUUAUGGGAGUUAUACGAGAAUGCGGUGGUAAAAUGCACCUGAGGGAAGGUCAAUUUGAGAAGGCUCACACAGAUUUUUUUGAAGCCUUCAAAAAUUAUGAUGAGUCAGGAAGUCCAAGGCGUACUACAUGUUUAAAAUAUCUAGUUCUUGCAAACAUGUUGAUGAAAUCUGGUAUUAAUCCCUUUGAUUGUCAAGAAGCAAAACCGUAUAAAAAUGACCCAGAAAUAUUAGCAAUGACGAAUUUGGUUACUGCGUAUCAGAAUAAUGAUAUCAGUGAAUUUGAAUCUAUUUUAAGGCAAAAUAGGCAAAAUAUUAUGGAUGACCCCUUUAUUAGAGAACAUAUUGAAGACUUACUACGUAAUAUACGAACUCAAGUUUUGAUCAAACUUAUCAAACCUUAUACCAGAAUACGAAUACCUUUUAUUUCUACGGAACUGAAUAUUGAUGUUUCUGAAGUAGAGAGUUUAUUAGUAUCAUGUAUAUUAGAUAAUACCAUUCAAGGACGAAUAGAUCAAGUUAACCAAGUGCUGUUUUUGGAAAGAGAAACGGUAAACCAAGCUCGUUACAGUGCGUUAGAUAGAUGGGCCAAUCAACUGAAUACACUUCAUGCAUCGAUCAUGAAUAGAAUGGCGUAGUUUAAUGUUUGAAUAAUAAUACGAAAGUGAUAGCGCUUGUUGCGCCUUUGAUAAUUAUGUAACAAUAAAUGUAGACUUUUUUUUCUGUACAUUAAAAUUAACACGUUUUGACAGUUUUGAAUAAAAUAUUAAUGUUGUAAUUA